Odocoileus virginianus texanus is the source of this 7259-nucleotide messenger RNA. NCBI's taxonomy places the organism in Eukaryota, Metazoa, Chordata, Mammalia, Artiodactyla, Cervidae. The record is from RefSeq and is a predicted model, not a curated record.
GGUGAUCGCUCUCCGGCCGUCUCCAGCACCCUCGGCCCCCCCACGGCCGUUGGUCCUGGCGGGGGGAGGGAGAAAGUGAGAGUCGGUGUCAUCACCAUCCAUUGUCAGGAGGGGAAGAAAUUGGAAUCCAGCAGCGGCGAGCAGCAGCUGGGCGGUCACAUCUGGGAAUGCAAAGCCGACCUCCCCCCCCUCCUCCUCCGCCACCACCGCCUCCUCUCUCACCCGGGAUCACUUCCGAAACCACUUCGCCUUCAGCCCCUGCCUCGGCCAGAGGGAUUUAUUUAAUGGGGAUGUGUUCAAGGCAAGAGCGAAUUCAGAAGGAUAUCGACGUCGUGAUCCAGAAGUCCAGAGCCGAGAAGGACUGCCUGUUUGCAGAUUUCAGAUACUCAGACUCCACCUUUACUUUCACCUACGUUGGCGGCCCCAAAAGCGUAUCCUAUUCAGUACAUGUAUCUGAAGAUUACCCAGAUAAUACAUAUGUGUCAAGUUCAGAAAAUGAUGAAGAUGUAUUAGUUACUACAGAGCCAAUUCCAGUAAUUUUUCAUCGACUAGCAACAGAAUUAAGAAAGACAAAUGACAUUAACUGUUGCUUAUCCAUAAAAUCCAAAUUACAGAAGGAAAAUGGCGAGGAGUCAAGACAGAAUAGCACAGUGGAAGAAGAUUCUGAAGGAGAUAAUGAUUCGGAAGAAUUUUAUUAUGGAGGACAGGUGAACUAUGACGGGGAGCUGCACAAACACCCCCAGCUUGAAGCUGACUUGUCGGCAGUGAGAGAGAUAUAUGGGCCACAUGCAGUUUCUCUCAGGGAAUACGGAGCCAUUGAUGAUGUAGAUAUUGAUCUGCAUAUUGAUGUUAGCUUUCUUGAUGAGGAGAUUGCUGUGGCAUGGGAAGUAAUUCGAACAGAACCUAUAAUUGUCCGAUUACACUGUUCUCUUACACAGUAUUUGAAUGGCCCAGUGCCCACUGUUGAUGUCUUUCAGAUUUCCACAAAAGAGAGAUUUGGCCUGGGACAUCAGCUGAAAAAAAUCAUGCAGACAUUUGUUACACAGCAGUGGAAGCAGAGCAAAGAAAAAUCCAAUUGCCUGCACAAUAAGAAGCUGUCAGAGAAGAAAGUCAAGUCUCCCCUGCAUUUAUUUACAACCUUGCGCAGGUCGCCAAGUUAUCCUCCCCCUGGUUGUGGAAAAAGCAAAUCCAAACUGAAGUCGGAGCAGGACGGCAUCUCCAAGACACACAAGCUGCUGCGGAGGACUUGUUCCAGCACCGUCAAGACGGAGGACGUGUGCGCGCCGAAGCCACACAGGACCUUCGGUCGCUCGCUGUCCAGCGACCCCCGGGCUGAGCAGGCCGUGACCACCAUUAAGUCGCACAAACUCUUGAACCGCCCCUGCCCUGCCGCCGUCAAGCAGGAGGACUGCCUCGCUCUCAAGUCGCACAAGCUCUUGACCCGCUCUUGUUCUGGAGACCCGCGCUGUGAGCACAACGCCAGCCUGAAGCCUCACAAACUGUUGAGCAGGUCUUACUCCAGUAACCUCAGAAUGGAAGAAUUAUACGGACUCAAGAAUCACAAGUUGCUCAGCAAGUCUUACACCAGUGCCCCCAAGUCAUCCAAAACGGAGCUUUUCAAGGAACCCAACGCAGAGGGCAGGAGGCUCUCUCUUACCUCAGGGCUCAUUGGUAUCUUAACACCAUCGUCAUCUUCAUCUUCCCAGCCUGCUUCAAAUGGUGCCAAAUGCAUUCCAAUACGAGACCGUGGCUUCCUAGUGCAGACAAUUGAGUUUGCUGAACAGCGGAUCCCUGUGUUGAAUGAGUACUGUGUGGUCUGUGAUGAACCACAUGUGUUUCAGAAUGGCCCCAUGCUUAGGCCUACGGUGUGUGAACGAGAGCUGUGUGUAUUUGCUUUUCAAACCCUGGGAGUAAUGAAUGAAGCUGCUGAUGAAAUAGCAACUGGAGCUCAGGUGGUAGAUCUACUAGUAUCCAUGUGUAGGUCUGCAUUGGAAUCUCCUAGAAAAGUUGUCAUUUUCGAGCCAUAUCCUUCUGUGGUAGAUCCUAACGAUCCUCAGAUGCUGGCCUUCAACCCCAGGAAGAAGAACUAUGAUCGAGUAAUGAAAGCCUUGGAUAGCAUAACUUCUAUUAGAGAGAUGACACAAGCACCAUAUCUGGAAAUCAAGAAACAGAUGGAUAAACAAGACCCCCUUGCUCAUCCCUUACUGCAAUGGGUUAUUUCAAGUAAUAGGUCACAUAUUGUGAAACUGCCGGUUAACAGGCAACUGAAGUUCAUGCACACACCCCAUCAGUUCCUUCUUCUCAGCAGUCCACCAGCCAAAGAAUCCAAUUUUAGAGCUGCUAAAAAACUCUUCGGAAGCACCUUUGCAUUUCAUGGCUCACACAUUGAAAACUGGCACUCCAUCCUGAGGAAUGGUCUGGUUGUUGCUUCUAAUACACGACUGCAGCUCCACGGUGCAAUGUAUGGAAGUGGAAUCUAUCUUAGUCCAAUGUCAAGCAUAUCAUUUGGUUACUCAGGGAUGAACAAGAAGCAGAAGGUGUCAGCCAAGGAUGAGCCGGCUUCAAGCAGUAAAAACAGCAAUGCAUCACAGACAGUGAUCACCUCACCUGACCUGCACAAACAUGGGGAGAUAUGGGUCGUCCCGAAUACUGAUCAUGUCUGCACACGAUUCUUUUUUGUCUAUGAAGAUGGCCAAGUGGGAGACGCAAAUAUUAACACCCAAGAAGGAGGCAUUCACAAAGAGAUCCUACGAGUAAUUGGUAAUCAAACUGCUACUGGUUAAAGGACCACCAUUUAAUUAACAUGAUUUGAAAGCCUUCCUCGGGUUCAAAGCUGGAUUUUGAACUGAAGAAGAUGAUAAAAUAAUUUAUUGUUAUUAUAAACAAAAUGAACCCUUUGAAUACUGAUUUUUUUCUUAGUAUUUCUAAGUAUAUCAUUAAAUACCUAAAAUGGUAUAUAAUUUACCAAUUGUAGGGUUAUGGAAUCUAGUAAUAAAAUUACAACAGCACUUAAACUGAAGUUUGGGUUCCUCACACAAUAAACAGAUUGAAAAAACAGUUCUGUGCUGAUAUUUUUAUAUUAAACUCUCUAAUUGGAAAUUUAAUAUUAUAUACCGACAUCUUAGGGUACCAAAAGAGAAUUGAAAGCAUUUUAUAAUGGCGUCUAAAUCUAUAAGAGACUUUGCAAUAAGUAUAAUGUUUGCACAUUCUGAUGUGCUAUAUAAUUAGCAGUAUGAAAGUUCGAAUGUUUUGGGGAGGGAUGUUUCCUAAUCUGUUAUUUUUCCUUAUAUAAAAACAAUUAGGUCUUUAGAUGCAGCGCUUUGCCUAAAAGUAUGUAAUAUACAUAUCUAUAGAUUCAUGCAUAAAAUGUCUGAUUGUGCAUAUAUGUGUGUAUGUACACAUAUAUGUAUUUUAACAACAAAGAUGGCAUAGCUCUACAGUUCUGUUCUCAUUCAAUGGAAAGAAAAUAAUAUUCAGUAAGAAAAUGAUGUUCUCUCUGGACAUAAACCAAGAUAUGAGCCAAAUUCAUCACCAUUCAUUCACUGAAAAUAUUUGCAAACAAAUUUUCUAUUUGUUUAAAGAAUUUUCCCUUCAGUUGAACUCUUUAUAAUGUUAUAAUGUUGUAAUCUGGGGUAUGUAGACACCCCUGGUGGACUAAAUCUGUAUUCGAAUGAUCAUAUGUUUAAAAGAAAGACCUUGAAUUUAAACAAACAGUAUAUAUAUAUUUUUAUUUCCUACAAUGGAAUAUUUUUUACAUUUAUUUAUACCACACCAGCCUUUUUGUAUUUUUUCAUUUAAGACCUGUGCUUAGUUUGUUUUUCAUAUUGAGAAAGAAGACAAACUUUGAAAUUUCUUUUAUAUUAAAAGAAUAUGAAUACUUUUACAGAGAACAGUAACACCAGCUCUCAGCAUUCUCUUUUCAAGUCAUGUGCUCAUCAAAAUCAUUUCUGUUUCUUUGGAUUCUAAGUUCUUAUUCAUUACAAGUUUUAAUUGACAGUGUUUAUUUUCCUGCAUGAUGUUUUUGGAAUAAGGCCAUUCAUGAGAGCAGUUUAAUUAGCAAGUCUGCCACUCUAUUCAAACCCUGAAUCAAGGCUCAUAUCUGACUAUCUAAAAAGAAAAAAAUUUUAAAUGUACACUCAUUUGUAAGUGUAAUAUUAUAAAUUCUGUGCUUAUUUCCUUUGGUAUAAAAGGUGAGAACAAAGGUCAUCCACAUUGUUAAGGGUUGCCAUCUAGGAAGCAUUUCUUAAUCAUUUGUUUUCUUAUAUUGUAAAUAAUUGAUGUGCCACUUAUUUCUGCAAAAAUAGACUUGAAGUGGUUGGGAUAUUCAUCAUUGUGAUAGGAUCCACUUAAAAUAUUGAUCUGUUUUGACUUGUGCCUCUGAACUCAAGGCCAGACUGAAGGAUAAUAUUGGUAUGGCAGGGCACAGAUAAAGUAUCUUAUUCAGUCUUCUGUGAUCGGAUAUUUGAAGACUUUACAUGGGACCAGAGGACUACUUGCUUCUUUCUGCCGUGACUCCCAUAGUCUCCCAAGUCCCUUUAUGGUGUUUUAAAAAGUAACAGAAGUAACAAAAUUACUUUUUUCAAAAUAAUUUUGUGAGACAUUCAUAUAUAUGACAUAAAUAUAAGGCUGUAAUAGCAGGAUUUGGAAAUUGAAAUCCUGAAACUGCAUAUGUUUGGCCACUGGGACCACUGAGGCACCUCCAAAAACUCUCUGUAGUACCUCCAAGCAUAAUUUAAAACCCACCAAUCCCGUAAGGGUUUAUUUAACUGUUGAGUGAUCAGUAAGGAGUAGUAGUAGUGUUAGAAGCUCAACUGGAAAGGGAGCUUGGAGGACUCAAGAGAGACUAUUUAAAGAAGAUAAAACUUCAUAAUACAAACUUCUGCUACCAACUUAAGCAUGAAAAUAGAUUCAGCUAACAGAGCAAGGGAAGUAAUUGAUAGCUUUAAUGCCCACUAAAUUAUUACAGAUAAUAGACAUCUUUUAUGAUGAUGUCUUCUAAUGAUAAUCAGUUGAAUGCUUUUGCAAGGCAGACUGACAGAUUUUAAUUUUUUUUUGAAAAAUUGCCAGAGCCUUUUUAAGCCAGUAUUCUAAAAUCCAGUCUUUUAAUUGGACUUUUGAUGUUGGGAAUACUAUAGUAUACUAAUGCUUAUCUUUAUUUCUACAGAAUCCAAUUUUAAUACCCAUUAGUAGAUGAAUAUCGUGCUUUCAAAAUCGAAGCAGGUCCUUUAAAUUUAGAAGUUUCAGCAUUAUUAUCAUGCCUUGAUUCAGUCACUUCUUUUAAGAUAUUAUCUUUUGACUUAUUUGAUGAUUCCAAACAUGUGAUAUUGUGUUGUUCUUCUAUAAUCAUUUGAAGUCUGUUCACUGAUGCUUUGUAAUAGUUACAUUAUUGAUAUAGCCAUUACUGCUUAAUAUUAACUCACCGAGCAAAAGCAAUCAUUUAUUUUCAUUCUUAAAGUAGGGGAAGAAGAGCCUUAAUUUAUUAGUUCUACUUUUUUUCCUGCAUUACUGAUUUGUAAACAUUUCACCAUGAAUAAUUUGUCCUCUGUCAUUGUCCACUGUAUUUAAGAAAAGAGAAAAAAAGAUCAAACAUUAGAGAAGAGAAAAACAGUAAUAAUAUACUUAUAGCCUAGUGCUAUAAAAUACAUUAUGGUGAGGUAUUUUGAUGCCUUAAAUUGUAUUCUGUUACAAUUAUUUUUAUUUUGUUGCUCAACAAAUUUCAGUCAAAUAUUGGAUUUGAAGGUGGUUUUUCAAUUUAAAAUUGAAAUGUAAGAGUGUCACCUCCUUAAAUUCAUUCUCAAAUACUAUGUGAUACAAGAAACUUAGGCAAGCUAUUUUAAUGCUAUAAUAUUUCUCAUUGAAAAAUUUAAGAGUUUAGAAAAUAAAUCUCUCAAUUAUUCUCCCCUUAGCUAAAAGAAAGGAAACUUUUAAUAUGUAAGUCUGUGAAUUUUUAUUAUCACUGAAAGAAUUUUAGCAGUACUUUAUACUGUAAUACCUUAAUUUGCCUUAGGGCAUGGGGUUUUAGAAAUUUCUAAGGAAGACUUCAUCAUCCUUGUUAAAGUUUGAAUAACUUCAUCAGAUAGUGAUUUAGUAUGUAAUGAAGGGACAUUCAACCUUGGACUGUCUGCCAUCUAAAUAUAUGGAUUUCAUGGUGGCACUUGAAGCACAUUUUAAGAAUAUUAUGAUAUUCUAUUGUCCUGCUGAAUUCUUCAUUAUAAUACUACCUCAAGACGAAUGAUAGAAUGUCUGUUAAAAUAAAUUGGGUUUCCAGUAUGAGGAUCAAAUAAAAUUUUACAAAUAGACGUGAUCAAAUAAUUAAACAGUCAAGACCAUGCUGGAUCUUUGUUGUCAAUUACCUCUUGACAGUAGGGUAAUAUGGAUAUUUCAGUCACCAGUGAUGAAUAACAUAGUUAUCACCCGAAGAGUUAUGUGAAGGGGUUUCAAUCUGCAAAAUUUAAAGAUAAUUAGUUCCCUUUAAGACUGGUUUUCUACAUGGUCAAUUUUAUGUCCAUUCACCUGAAGCUGCAAAAAAUUGCCCACUCUUAACAGUUAAAGGAUUAAAAUACCCAACUGCUAUACCAGAAUGGCAGACUGAAUAUUCAAGUAUUCUAGCAUUGAAUGCCUACUAAAUUUUUGUCAGAUUAUAAAUUUGAUGUAUAUUACUACCCAGUAAAUUUUUCUUGGGAAUUUUGUAUACACUCUGAUAUAUUAGGAUAAGUUUUUGUAGUUCAAAGGAAUUUCAAAUAGUUUUUAGACAAAACAUAUCCAUGAGUGUGAAAAAGCUGUGUUGAAGAAUAGAUUGCAUUACACAUUUACCAGCAAGUCAGUAAAAAAUAGUGCUUAUUUACAUAGUCAGCAUAAUUUAAUGUCCUGAAAAUAAUUUCUUCAAUUGCCCAAUAUUUAAUGUAUCAUUUGAGAUUUUAAAAAAUACAGCCACUCCUUUAUGUAAACAUUAAGACAUGUCUAUGUUUCUUUAACUCUACAGCCUUCUUUACAAUAAAUUUAUUGACUUUUGUGCACAAAAUAGUAUUGCAACCUGCUAUUUAGCCUUUGGUGCCUUAGAGUUACUAUAAAUAUUUAACAAUAUGUACAUAAUGUAAAUACUGCCAAAAGAUCACUAAGGCCAAAUAUUUUCUCUAUUCACUUUUUACUGCACUUGCUUUCUAUUGCUACUUAAGCCUCUUUUAUCCAGCUUUGUAAUAGUUCUAACAUUGUAGCCAAUGUAAAUGUUUACUUUCAAUAAAUCUGAAUUUGUUCAACAA